AUGAACUUUCAUGAUGACACUUUCUUAGGUGAAGGUGGAUUCGGACGUGUCUACAAAGGAAAGCUUCAAAGCACCGGUCAGGUUGUUGCUGUUAAACAAUUAGACAUAUAUGGUCUACAAGGUAACAGAGAGUUUCUAGUAGAAGUUCUUAUGCUCAGCCUUCUUCAUCAUCCAAACUUAGUCAACCUUAUUGGUUACUGUGCUGAUGGAGAUCAACGCCUCCUUGUCUACGAGUUUAUGCCCUUAGGAUCAUUGGAAGAUCACCUCCACGAUCUUCCACAAGAUAAGGAGGCAUUGGAUUGGAACACAAGAAUGAAGAUAGCUGCUGGUGCAGCUAAAGGUUUGGAGUUUCUACAUGAUAAAGCAAAACCUCCGGUUAUCUAUAGAGAUUUCAAGUCAUCAAAUAUUCUACUGGGUGAAGGUUUCCACCCAAAGCUUUCUGAUUUUGGACUUGCUAAACUUGGACCAACGGGAGACAAUUCUCAUGUCUCCACUAGAGUCAUGGGCACUUAUGGAUACUGUGCUCCAGAGUACGCGAUGACCGGACAGUUGACAGUAAAGUCAGAUGUGUACGGUUUUGGUGUGGUGUUUCUUGAGCUCAUUACUGGUAGAAAAGCAAUAGAUACUGAUAUGCCUUAUGGACAACAGAAUCUAGUGGCUUGGGCUCGUCCAUUGUUCAACGACAAGAAAAGGUUCAUAAAACUAGCUGAUCCUAAGUUAAAGGGGAAGUUUCCAACUCGAGCACUGUAUCAAGCAUUAGCUGUGGCUUCAAUGUGCAUCCAACAGGAGGCGGCUUCACGUCCACCAAUAGCAGAUGUGGUCACUGCACUCUCAUAUCUUGCAAACCAAGCCUAUGAUCCAAACAAGAACGAAAAUGGUGGGAGGUUAAUAGCAAGGAACGAUGAAGAAGGUGGCAAGUUUGAUCUAGAAGGUUCUGAAAAGGAAGAUUCACCUAGUGAGACGGCUAGCAAUUUGAACAGAGACAUUGAUAGGGAGCGUGUGGUUGCUGAGGCUAAAAUGUGGGGAGAGAAUUUGAGGGAGAAACGAAGACAGAGUGAGCAAGGAACUUCAGAGAGCAGUGGCACCGGUUAG
Messenger RNA from Eruca vesicaria subsp. sativa (arugula), 1092 nucleotides. The record is from the annotation of a GenBank genome assembly. NCBI's taxonomy places the organism in Eukaryota, Viridiplantae, Streptophyta, Magnoliopsida, Brassicales, Brassicaceae.